UCUUACAAACUGUCAGAAAAACAAAAAGAACGCCAAAGAGUUAACACAAAAGAAACGACAGAAACAUAGUCGAAAAAAAUAGAGAAUAAACUCGAGAAGAAAGCAUAAAGACAAAAAACCACAAGUAAAGAUAUCCUCCUUCGUAAAAGAAACAAGUCGUAGACGUAAAAAAAUGAAGACAAUUCGACAGACGAUUGUAUUUUUCUUUCGACACAACCGACAAAUUUGGUUUAAAAAAAUCUUCAUACCGAGGAAACAAAACCCCCAAUCAGCAUUUUUUCACUACUUAAAUAUUUAUAAUACAAAACCUGUCAACAGUGGAACCAUCAAGUGUCAUUUACUUGUUUACAAGUACCGGAAAUAUGCUAAAUAAUGUAGAAGGUCUAACACUGCAGCUAAACACCCUGUAUAUAAAAACUACCCUUAAGACACCUGUUUCUCACUUCCCAAAACUCCCCGAAAUCGUCAACCCCUCCCGAAAAUCCCAUCAAAUUACUCCAAAUAAAUAAACAUGCCAGUUGUAAAAACUAAUUUCGAUUCGAGCAGCCAACACAUCCGCAUCAUCCACACACUCGCCUCCAUCUCUCUCCCACCCACACAUCUCUCCAAUCUGCGACAGAGACGCACUUUCUAAACCUAGCACAACCACCACCGUCGAUAUUCAAAACCUGCCGAAUAAAUGAAUGGCAUUAUUGAAAUCAUCCGUAUAAAACGAGAUUAGAUCAAUCGUCAAACUCAGACGACGUCUCCACACCGUACCGACACGUUGUUCUCUGGUGGAUUUGUCCGCGGUGCAUCUUCGCAAUGUUCUUCACACAGUUCACACUCUAUCUGAUCGCUUUCGUGGUCCUCGCCACCGUCUUCGCCAUCGCCGAGGCCAUGCGAACGCGCCAGGGGAAGUACCGACCACCAAGUCCGUUGAAACUGCCCAUCAUCGGGCACCUGCACCUCAUGUCCGGAUACCAAGUACCUUAUCAGGCCUUCACGUCGCUUUCCAAGAAGUUCGGGAGUGUGUUUGGUCUCCAGUUGGGGUACGUCAAGUGUGUGGUGAUCAACGGACAGAAGAACAUAAGGGAGGCGCUGGUCACCAAGGGACACCAUUUCGACUCGAGGCCCAAUUUCGAGCGCUACCAGCAGCUCUUCUCCGGGAAUAAGGAAAACUCUUUGGCGUUCUGUAAUUGGUCCACGACCCAGAAGACGCGCCGCGACAUGCUGAAAGCUUACACGUUUCCGCGCGCUUUCACCAACCGAUUCUACACUUUGGAGGAGUUGGUUUCGAGCGGGACCAGGUCGGUGGUUGCGGCCCUUUCGACCAACACGACUUCGACGAAAUCGGUCAUUUCGCGCCACUGUGCCAACAUUUUCACGCGGCACUUUUGCUCGAAGAGCUUCGACGUUGACGAAGCGACUUUCGUCGAAAUGGUCGACAACUACGACGAGAUCUUCUACGAGGUCAACCAAGGCUACGCGGCUGAUUUUUUGCCCUUUUUGUUGCCCUUCCACGAGAAGAAUUUGAAACGUGUCAACGGCCUCACGCACAAAAUCCGUGACUUCGUCCUGGACCACAUCAUCGAAGGGCGGUUCGACAGUUUCGACGUCCAGGCGGAACCAGACGAUUACGUCGAAAGCCUGAUCAAGUAUGUCAAAAGUGGGGAAUCCCCCCAACUAUCGUGGGACUCCGCCCUUUUCGCCCUGGAAGACAUCAUCGGAGGGCACUCCGCCGUUGCCAACUUCCUAGUCAAACUCUUCGCCUUCCUGGCGAAGGAGCCCCAAGUCCAGGAGAACAUCCACAAGGAGAUCGACCGCGUGUUGGGCACCAAGGAGGUCUCAAUCUCCCACAGGACUCUCCUUCCAUACACCGAGGCCACAAUCUUCGAAGCCAUCCGUUUGAUAGCUUCGCCGAUUGUCCCAAGAGUCGCCAACCGCGACAGUUCAAUCAACGGUUUAGAGAUCGAAAAAGGGACCGUGAUUUUUUUGAACAACUACGACCUGAGCAUGUCCCCGCAACUGUGGGACGAGCCGGAAAAGUUCAAGCCGGAGAGAUUCAUCAGAGAAGAGCGUCUAGUCAAACCUGAGCAUUUCCUACCGUUCGGUGGUGGUAGGCGGAGUUGUAUGGGUUAUAAGAUGGUACAGUUGGUCAGCUUUGGGAUUCUGGGUGGGAUUAUGCAGAAUUUUACCAUCGGAGCGGACGAUACGAGCUAUACUGUUCCAGUGGGGUCGUUGGCUUUGCCCAAAGACACCUUCACGUUCAAGUUUGUUAGGCGAUAAAAUGUCACCGCAAGUAUUUCCAAUUGACAAAAGUACAAAAGUCUGUGCCGGAUUUUGGGCACGCCCAAGUGAUAUGUUACGAAUAAUGAAAUUUGUAUUUUUCAGUAAAUCCUAUUGUAACGUGUUGUUUUGUAUUACUAGCUUAAGUAUUUUAUAAAUAUUUAAUUAAUUAAUAUAUACAUAAGUGGCCAUCAUAAAGCAUUAUUUAUAAAACCAGCCCAGCUCCAGGAACGAAUGUAGUGCCAAAGAUUAUUAAUAAAUUCAUUUAAUCCAA
Messenger RNA from Tribolium castaneum (red flour beetle), 2542 nucleotides. RefSeq names its product cytochrome P450 307B1. Gene Ontology annotation, molecular function: heme binding; iron ion binding; oxidoreductase activity, acting on paired donors, with incorporation or reduction of molecular oxygen. Bases 805 to 2268 code for a protein of 487 amino acids. Lineage: Eukaryota; Metazoa; Arthropoda; Insecta; Coleoptera; Tenebrionidae. The record is from RefSeq and is a predicted model, not a curated record. The transcript is spliced from 3 exons.